UGUGCAGAGGAACUGAGCAGUGAAACAGGAUGUGCUGCCAUCUACUGUCCUGAGCACAUAAGCCUGCUGUAAACACUUGAGUUGAGCAUGUUAGUUUUUGUUACAGUCUUCCAUAUAAAUCCAGCAUGGACGGCGAUACUAUCAAGUUGUUAGUGAAGCUCGUGAUCGAGGGCCGGCUGAGCUCUGUCCAGGAACAGGUGACUUCCGGCGGGUCCGAGGCGGCCCACAUGCUCAGCAGCAAACAUUUGGGCCGCUCGGGAGACACUCUGCUGCAUUAUGCCGCCAGACACGGACAUGUGGAUAUUGUGGAGUACCUCAUAACCCAACUGGGCUUCGAUGUGGACGUGUGCAACAACGACUAUAAGACGCCGCUGCACGAAGCUGCUUCUAUGGGUCACAAGGAAUGUAUCCGCCACCUGCUUCAGGAAGGAGCCAAAGUGGACAGUUUGAAGAAAUCUGACUGGACUCCUCUCAUGAUGGCGUGCAAUCGGAAAAACCUGGAUGUGAUUCAGGAGCUGCUGGAUCACGGUGCCGACCCUGCGCUGAGGAACAAGGAUGGCUGGAACUCCUUCCACAUUGCCUGCAGGGAGGGAGAUCCUCUAGUGGUGGAGCAUCUGCUUCUUGUUUUCCCUGACAUAUGGAGGACGGAGAGCAAGACACGCAGAACGCCGCUGCACACUGCAGCAAUGCAUGGCUGUGAAGCAGUUGUAAGGGUUUUGUUGGAUAGGUGCAGCUACACCCCAGACAGCAGAGACAGCUGUGGAGUCACUCCUUUCAUGGAUGCCGUUCGGAAUGGACACAUCUCCGUGGCCAGGCUGCUUUUGGAGAAACACCAGGCAUCACCGAUGGCAGCUGAUAUACUAGGGGCUCAGCCGGUGCACCAGGUCGCUGUCACUGGACAGGAGGAGGCGCUCCGAUUUCUGGUGGGGGACCUCAAAGUGGAGGUGAAUCAGAGGGCGACUGGCAUCCAGAUCACUGCGCUGCAUUAUGCCGCUAAGGAGGGUCACUCAUCCAUCAUCAAGACCCUGGUGGAGCUGGGAGCAGACCUUCAUGCUCGAGACAAAAAGGGACGAACUGCUCUUCAUAUGGCUUGCAUCGGGCAGCAUGCAGAGACGGUCAGGACGCUGCUGCUGCUUGGUCUGAAAGAUUCCCCGGAUGCUUCUGGAACAAUGGCCCAACAGCUCGCUAAAAAACCUGGCGUAGUUCAAGCUUUUGAAUGUGUCUCACCAGAGGGAUCUUAGAAAUUUCUGCUGCAACUUUUUCUUCAUGGUUUCCUUGAGUAAAGGAAAGAGUCCAGCGGAGACUGAUCCGAUCAGCUUGAAUGGGAUGCUUCCGGACGACUUGAUGUACUUGGACCUUGUUAAAUCCUUAAAUAGUUUCAUUGAAAGAAUAUAGUGUUGAGAAUAAAGUUGAAGAGGUAAGGCAUUUUAGAAAAUAGGGCCAAGAUUUGCUUUAAAAACAAAUAAAUACCUAAAAGCUGAAGACUUUGAGUGGAAUGGGAAUUACUUAUAUCUACAUUGAGAUGUUAUUCUAAAGGUUAAAAGUGUCACGCAACAGGACAUUUAGAGGCUAACUCCACUCUUUGCUUGGGAGAAAGGGAUCCGUGACUCAGUGCUAAAAUGAUGCUAGCAUCAUAAGCUAAUAAAGGUUAGUGUACUAAGCAAA
Molecule: messenger RNA, 1665 nt
Organism: Oryzias melastigma (Indian medaka)
Lineage: Eukaryota; Metazoa; Chordata; Actinopteri; Beloniformes; Adrianichthyidae
Gene: ankrd16
Product: ankyrin repeat domain 16
Exons: 7
Coding region: 126-1241 (371 amino acids)
Molecular function (GO): protein binding
Source: RefSeq, a predicted model, not a curated record